Messenger RNA from Sander lucioperca (pikeperch), 2896 nucleotides. It is a transcript of the gene lmbrd2a, whose product is annotated as LMBR1 domain containing 2a. The record is from RefSeq and is a predicted model, not a curated record. The transcript is spliced from 18 exons. Gene Ontology annotation, cellular component: membrane. Gene Ontology annotation, biological process: adrenergic receptor signaling pathway. Lineage: Eukaryota; Metazoa; Chordata; Actinopteri; Perciformes; Percidae. Bases 187 to 2247 code for a protein of 686 amino acids.
CUGCACCGUGUGGAUGUUACGUAAUGUAGUUUCAAAGGUUGUGUACAUUUGUCGGACUACACGUCUGAGGAACAUAAUGUGACAGUAAAUUCAGACAGUUAACCGCUUUACAAGCUCCAGCCUGAGAGAAGAAACUCAAAAGUGUAUUAUUAUGAGUUCCUGAUGUCUGUCUGUUGACUCAUCACUAUGAGUGGUGCUGCGCUGGCUGUUGUAGUUGUAGUUGUUUUCCUCUUGGCCCUCUACCUCCUCCAGCGCUAUGGAGACUUGCGGAGGCAGCAGCGGAUGGUCCUGUUGGGAACGCUGCUGUCCUGGUACCUCUGCUUCCUCAUCGUCUUCAUCCUGCCACUUGACGUCAGCACGACCAUCUACAAGCAGUGUAUUCUUGACAAUGCAAACCACCCUGCUCCUGUAACUCAAGCAAGACACACUAAUCAGACAGACAGCAAAUCCUCUGUUUAUCCAACUGUCAGUAUACCAAAGGUUUGUGAGGAACCAUGGAGUUAUAUCCCAGAUGGCAUCCUACCAGUGUUGUGGAGAGUUGUAUACUGGACAUCCCAGUUUCUUACCUGGCUGCUGUUGCCCUUCAUGCAAUCUUACGCACGAUCGGGAUCUUUCUCCAGAGUUGGAAAGAUUAAGACAGCUCUCAUUGAAAAUGCUAUCUAUUAUGGCACCUACCUCCUUAUCUUCAUCUCUCUGCUCGUGUACGUGGCUGCUCACCCACAGUGGCAACUCACAUGGAGAGAGCUCCAGACCAUUGGCAUUACAGCCGCCAACACUUGGGGCCUCUUCCUUCUGGUGCUGUUGCUAGGCUAUGGCCUGGUGGAGAUCCCACGUUCUUAUUGGCUCUCAUCUUCCCACGGUUACCUGCUGGCCAAGACCUACUUCAAGGUAGCAAAAAUGGCUACUGAGAAGGCAUCGGCUGAGGAGAACCUAGCAGAUGUUAUGGAGGAGGUGGCAGGCGUCCAUGGAUCUGUUAGGUACAACCACUGUCUCAGGAAGUGUGUAGACACUAUUAUUACAAAGUGUCCCACUGAGUACCAAGAGGAGAUGGGAAGAAAUGUGGAAAGCUCUUGUGGUGAACAGAAUGCCCUUCCCACCAAAAGAGGCCUGAUUAAGCUUCAUAAAAAAGUAAUCUCUGCAGUGCAGAGACACAGUCAGACUCAGGUACAGUGGUCCAUCUUGUUAGACCAGGCCUUUCAUCUAGAAGAUGUAGCUGAAAGCCAGAGCAGCCCGGUCCGACACUUCAACCACAGCUUCCCCUCAGUACGCCACCACAGCUGGAUCUAUCGCUUCAUCUUCACUCCUACUGUGGAGUGGUACUGGGAGUGUGUGUUCAGGCAGGGUUUCUACAGGCUGCUGGCAGUUCUCCUGUGUCUACUCUCAGCAACAGUUGUUUGGUCCGAGUGCACCUUCUUCAGCACACACCCUAUCCUCUCCCUCUUCGCUGUCUUUGUUCAGAUGGCGGAAAAACAACACAACUACAUUUGUAUCGAGAUGGCGUGCUUUGUCAGUAUCCUCUUCCUGUGUGUCUGUGUCUACUCCACAGUGUUCAGGAUACGAGUUUUCAACUACUAUUACCUGGUGCCACAUCACCAGACUGAUGCUUACAGCCUGCAGUUCAGCGGCAUGUUGUUUUGUCGUCUGACCCCUCCUUUAUGCCUCAACUUUCUGGGCCUGAUUCACAUGGACUCCGCUAUCUCACACCAGGACAGAAUACAGACAUCCUACACCUCUAUCAUGGGUUCUAUGCGUGUGCUAUAUUUCAUAUCUGAUGGGUUCUACAUCUACUAUCCCAUGCUGGUGUUGCUACUCUGCUUUGCCACUUUUUACAGCCUGGGCUCUCGCUGUUUGAACCUCCUCGGCUUUCAUCAGUACAUCACUGACGAUCACUUGACCUCUGACCUGGUGGAUGAAGGCAGGGAACUCAUCAGAAGAGAAAGAAGAAUAAAACAGAAGGCUGAGGAUGGAGAAAAUCGAAGAUGGGCCUGGAGGGAGCGGUAUGGAGUCCAGGGGGCUACUGGGCGGACCAGAGCUGGUUACACUCAGCUGAAUGAUAACCAGAGCAGCCCUGUCACAGAGAUCAACAAUAGUGUUAUCCCAUUCACCAGAAGAGAUGGGGAGGAGGAGGAGCAGAGAUGCUUACUGCAAGAUAACUUCAGUGAUGAAGGUUCACCAAACAGAAGAUCCACAGGAGGACGUUACCUGUCUGUGUCACCUUCUCGGACAGGCAUCUUUGACGAUGUUUGAUAGACAAAAGACAUGGAGGGAGAACAAAAUAAAGCUAGUACAUGCUGGAAUUGGAAAAAAAGGACUAAAGACUUCUUGAGUGAAGUCUUAAUGCAAAGAAUUACACAGUAUCUCAGGAAAUAAAGAGGAAGAUAAUGUAUCUGAGACAUGGACAUACAAUCACUAACAAUCAUUAACUGAAAGAGAAUACUGUGAUUAACCUGUUUGUGCACAGCCAAACCCUUUUUCCAGUAUUUUUGAUAUUGCCUUUCAAACAGUAUUGUUUUACAAGUGUAGAUUGAUGGAUGAAGGACAUGAAUGGCACACUUAUGCACCUGCAGUCAUUUAGGAUAACCGCACAUGAUACACGAGGAAAUGUAUUGCUGUCUGAAUAUUUCACCAUAAGAGUUGACAUGUUUUAUUUUUUAAUUAAAUAUCUGUGAAAACACUGAAACAAAAACAAGUUGAAAACUGAAUCAUGUCACAAAGAGAAGAUAUCAACAGCAUAACGUAUUUCUUGUUGGAUAUUUUGUGCUCGCAAAGAAAUAACUUGUUUGUAUGUCUACAAAUACCUAUUAUUUUCUGUAUGCAUAUUUUGUCUUUAUGUUUUGUAUGGUGUGUCUACCAUGAUAAUGAAAUUAAAUAUAAGUUAACCCAUUUAUGCAAUCUU